UUUGUUAAGGAGGGAGAAACCACUUUGGCACGUGCAGCGUUCAGUUUAUCACGUAGACGUCAAACCCUGCCCCCCAAUGAGCGGUGAGAGGACACUGUGUUCAUCUCAGCGAAAUUGAAAGGAGAGGCAGCUGAGAAGAGGAAGAGGAAGAAGAAGAAGUCCUCUUUAGUGUUUUACUUGAUGAUAAAUAAGGCAGUAGGAUAUUUUCCUCACGCUCCGUGAUCAGAAUCAAACUCGUACUUUGCCUCGCGCUUGGUUUGGGUACACGUGCAGCUUGUUUUAUUGGUCCAGAGCUGGUACAGUUGGCUUCUGACGCAGUCGGAGCACCUAUCCACGCGGGGGCAUACUGACACCUGACGGCUCCAUCACUUGACUCGCCGGUCUUUCCUCUCACGACUACUUCGGCUCUGCAGUGCAGGGACUGCUGCAUUUUAUGGAAGCAGAGCCUGUGCACACGGUCGUCAUCAUGCUGCCUCCAAAGAACUGCCUGCCGAGGAACUACAGCUGCAUAGCUGGACUCUUCGGGAGCCUGGCAGCGGCCAAUACGAGGCUGGAAGAUGGGGAUGAUUUUGACCUGAUGAAUGGUACUUGUGAGCCCAUCGAGAACCCCGUUGUGGAUGAGAGACCCCGGGGCAGAGAGAUCUUCCUGAAGCCUCCACAGAGCCCAAACCUGCGGCGGAGAUGCAAGUCUCUCCCCACGCCCACCGGUAGAGCGAAGUUGGAGAUCUCCCGCAGCAGGAGUCCAACCAGCCAGAAAAAGGUCCGGUUCGCUGACUCCUUGGGCUUAGAGCUCAUCACGGUGAAGCAUUUCGAUGAGGUCGAUGAGCCAGAGGUGCCGGAGCGCAUUUUGGCCAAAAUUCCCAAAGGACCCCUCCACCUUAACCAUAUGGACACAAAGUUCCCCCGGGCUCCUUCACACUCUGUGUUCAUGGAGCUUCAGUUCACCAACCCAGGCACACUGCCCGGCUUUGAGCAGAAAGUGCGGGAGGUGAAAGUGUUGCUGGAGUGCGUAGAGGCGGAUGAAUUCAGCCUGUCUGGCUUUGUGCGCGUGCUGAAUCUGGCUUUUGAGAAGAGCGUCUCUCUGCGCUAUUCUCUCAACAACUGGAUAACAUUUAUGGACAGCCUGGCUUCAUAUGUGCCCAGUUCGAGCGACGGUGUCACUGAUAAGUUCUGUUUCAAGAUAGUCAUGCCCACCUCCUUUGAUGAUGGGGGCACGCUGCAGUUUGCCAUUAAAUACUGUGUCGGGGGGCAAGAAUUUUGGGACAACAAUAACGGGAACAACUACAAAGUGCGGCGUCACCGGUACAAAAUGUCCCCACCAAGGGAGUGGGAGAAUGGAUGGAUUCACUUUAUCUGAGCUUUGAUAGCUGCAGCGGCAGAAAUGUGCGUAAUUUACGCGUAACUGUUCCCCGGGUACCUUAAAUAUGACUGUAGGCUGUGUAAGAUGAUUUUUUUGUUCUGCCAUUGUCAGCUACAGUGAAAAUGACUUCCUUCUGUAAUUUCAAUAUUUGCCCCCCUGUGGUCAUAGAUUGAGUAUUUGGGACCACUACAAAAGCCUUUAACGGGUGCCCGGUGUGGGAUGCUGUUAGAUAAUUUGCCUUGAUGUCAGGGCUCUGUACAGCUGGGUGCCCUUUGGGAGGGCAUGUUCAUGUUAUGUAAUGUAGAAGCACGUGCAACUGAAAACGUGCCGGGCAAUGCCGACAUCAAGCAUCACUGCACCUUUCAGGAGAUGCUGAUCAUUUAUUUGGUGGCAUGAAGAUUCAUAGAACAUCAGUUUCUUUUGCAUGCGUGAAACAAAAUCUCAACGGGGAAGCAGAAAAUAUCUGAUCUUGGCCAGGUGAACUUAUUGCAGCACCCUCCUUUGUGGUCUUGUGCAGGCUUUGGGGGAGGGUUCACACAUCUGCAGGUUAUUUAAUCAGAAAUUCAAUGUCUAAUUUCCCACUGAUAUGCCACUAAAAGAUGCCUUAUUAUAAGACUUGAUGUGGGGAAUUGUUCAUUGAAUGUUGUAUCAUAUUUUCUCAUACUUGAACGGCUUAAAUUUGGUAGAUAGUCUUCGAGUUAGCCCGUUAGACACUUAUGAGCAGUGUCUCAACACCUGUAGACUUCCAAUGCAGAGACAUAGCAUUUAGACUAAAAAUACCUUUAUGUCCUAUUUUUGCAACUUUUCAACAGCCAUUGCAUAUUUUUUGCUGCAAUGUUGUAAUAAAGGUUAUCUCAAUUUCUCAAUCAAGGAGGCCUCACCAAAGUCUGACAACACUGAGCUUAAACUUCCCUAACUUGCCAUUACAAAAGCCAAGCUUGAUAAAAAUGGGCUUCAACUCUCUAAUGUUGACCUUUGACUUCCUUAGAGGACAUUCAUUUAGUAGCAGUUUAGCCCGAUCACAUUACCUCAGAUUCCUCGUGGACUUUUGCUCUUCUCCUUCAGGUCAAUUGUUACAGAACAGAUUUUAUUUUCACAGUGAUUUUUUCUAAGCAUUAUUGUACAUUUACAGAUUCAAUACACAAACCUUUUUUAAUUCUAAUGUUCCUUAAUGCACUUGUUUUUUUUUGGACAUGAAGCAUUGUCAACAGACAAAGUAGCGAUUACACCACCAACUGUUACCUGCUCUCUACUGCUGUAGGGUGCGGGAAAAUAUCCUCAUUAACCACUGUGCAAGAAUAGAGCUGCCCCUCGCAUCCUACAUGACCGAAAUGGUUCAGACUGCCCCAUUGGCAGACUUUUCAGUUCUUAAUAGUAAACUGUCUUCAGAUCACUUUUUAAUACCGCUAGCCUUGAUGUUACAUAACCAGUCUAUCUUCUGCAAACUACAGCUGAUGUUGCAUCCAUAGUUUUAAAUCAAUUCACUGACCAGUAGGCCUCCUGCCACAGAUCAUUUAUAACAUGUACUCAGGCUUGCAUGUCAUCGACAGACAAGUGUAAUGAAAUGCAAAUAUCCACAGUGCUUUUAAAUAAUUGUCUGAUAAAAGCAAUGUUUGUGGGCAUGCAGAAAGUUCAGCUUCAGUUCAGUGAGAAGAGGAAGGUCAGUUAGGGUGCUUUUCAUUCAAGCACUCUGACUGUAAUCUGAACAUCACUAUGUCCUUUGUUUACAUCACAGAGGCCUCAGAGUGGAGCUCUUAAGGAGGCAAGCAAGUUGGGAAGUGGAAAAAGACUAUUCCUGUAACCACUUAGUGUUUGGAAAACGUCAGUGAUGGUAGUUUCCUACAUAGUUUCACUUGGAACUUAGAUGUCGUACCUGAAAUUGUUGUGGAAGUUUUACUAAAGAGAGGGAUGGUGAGAGCACUGGGUUGAUAUUUCGUUCUGUACUUUGAGCUUUUUUCAUGUACAAAGCUGCAUCUCUUUUAUCUAUUUUUAACACACUGUGGUAGUGUAAAUGGUCCAGCCAUGGCAGAGCUUACUGUGUUAUCUUGUCUGCUUUGGUCUGUAAUACUUAAUAGGGGUAUUAAUGCUGUGCAAUACCAGAUAGCAUUAAUUAUAAAACCAGAGACCACUAAUGCAAGUAUACAGAGAUGCAUCAACACCAACCAGUUUGUGCAAUUACAUAUGAUUUUAUUUUAAUGUGAAGAUCUGGCUCGCUCAAUAAGAUCUUUUAAAAAUGUGCAAUCUUAGAUUACUAACCUGAGUGCAUCCAUAUAUGACAUUUUUGUUAGAAUUUCUGAGAAGAAAAUGAGUUUUUAGUGUUAAAUUAUGCAGGUUUUGGCCUGGUGUCUGCUGUUGGUCUUGGUGCAUCCCUGCCAUAAAGGAUUUGAAGGGCUUUUGGUCUCAGUAGAUGCUCAUCUGAGUGUGACAUAACAUUUUUUUUGCAUCAGAACUCACUGAUAUUUAGAUGUGUAUGUAAAUGUGUAAAUGUUUCAUAUUGAAUGUCUAUUGUUAUUGUUGUAUGUUGUGUGUACUUUAAGCAUCUGAGAAGCUGUGUUAAGAUGGUAAAAGUUUGUUUUUGAGGGGCCUGUGAAGCUAAAAGAGCCUAAUAGUAAUGACGUCCUGAAGCACACUUAUUAUUUGAUCAAGUAACUAAGAUGACUGAAAUCCUGGUGUUGAAUUGGUGUUAUGACUCAAUGAGAUCAUUUGUGAUCUAACAAUGUUUUGUAUAGAGAAGUGAAAAUGUGGGGAGUUUCCCCCGAAACAUGUCCCAAAAUGUGACUAGUGCACCUAAACAAAAUGACUACAUUUGAAAUCCUAUGUGCACAACGAUGUGUGCACUGCCUUAUCAAAAUGUGAGUUUACUGAGAGACAUGCAAAGCUGGACAAUGGCAAGUGCUUGUUUGUACAAAGAUACUGCACAAGGAUGAAAACAUGCACACAAGGAAGGAUCUUAUCAAAAUGAUUGAAGUGGGAUGCACUAUGCUGUUUGAAAAUGUUAGAAUUGAUUGACCUAUGAUUGUAGCGGACUCAGUCACAGAAGGUCUAAUGCACUUUGAUUGAAGAUAAAGUAAGGGACGGGGUUGUAAGUCCUUUCGAUGUAAAGAAGGUUUCUCCUGUGAAUAGCUACUAACCAAGAUGCUUCCCAUCCUUUGUGCUAUGUUCUUUCUCUUUUCUCUCACAGUGGAAAGCCUAAGCCACUUUUGUCUUAUUUAUAACCAUUGUAAGGCACUGAAAUUAAUUCUGUUUUAAUUUUGUUCGUUUUCAUAGAAAAGCCUUAUUCCUGUUUUAACAUCUGUGGCAAACUGUGUAAUAAUCUGUACUAUUGCUGUCUAUUUUCCUUGGUUAUUCUGCAAUGAAUGAACCAUAUUUGCAUGUACAGCUCUGACAUACCUUUACUUUUGUGUUUAGUUUUUGAUGUAACCUCUAUUUUGUUUAAACAAUGGUUAAUAAAAGCAUUUGUGAUGGAAAACAAAUCCUCUACACGUACUUUAAGAUGAAAAUGACCUGCACCACAGACCCAUAUAACUUUUGCAAAACAGUAC
This is a messenger RNA of Xyrichtys novacula (pearly razorfish), 4902 nucleotides long. The record is from the annotation of a GenBank genome assembly. NCBI's taxonomy places the organism in Eukaryota, Metazoa, Chordata, Actinopteri, Labriformes, Labridae.